Eremothecium gossypii ATCC 10895 is the source of this 2040-nucleotide messenger RNA. It is a transcript of the gene BPL1, whose product is annotated as biotin--[acetyl-CoA-carboxylase] ligase BPL1. NCBI's taxonomy places the organism in Eukaryota, Fungi, Ascomycota, Saccharomycetes, Saccharomycetales, Saccharomycetaceae. Gene Ontology annotation, molecular function: biotin--[biotin carboxyl-carrier protein] ligase activity. Gene Ontology annotation, biological process: protein modification process. Gene Ontology annotation, cellular component: cytoplasm. The record is from RefSeq and is marked provisional. The transcript has a single exon. The coding region runs from base 1 to 2040 and encodes 679 amino acids.
AUGAACGUGCUCGUGUACAAUGGGCCCGGUGCGUCGCCGGAGUCUGUGAGACAGACGCUGCUCGAACUAAGGAGACUGCUGGAGCCGCACUAUGCGGUGUCUACAGUUCAGGCCAAGGCCUUGUCGAGCGAGCCGUGGCAGGGGAAGACGGCAGCGCUCGUGUUCCCCGGGGGUGCGGACCUGCCGUUUGGCAGGGAGUGCAAGGCCGCUCUGCCGGCUAUAAGGCGGUACGUGAGCCAGCUCGGCGGGACAUACAUUGGGUUCUGUGCGGGAGGAUACUUCGGGAGCAGCCGGGUGGAAUUCGAUGUCGACGGGCCACUGGAGGUGGUGGGCCCACGAGAACUGCAGUUCUUCCCCGACGUCGCCCGGGGGCCUGCCUUUUCAGGUUUCCAGUACAGCUCGGAGGAGGGGGCACGCGCGGCAAUGCUAAAAUCAUCGGAAGCAGGAGCCGGGUCUUUUGCUUGUUACUACAAUGGUGGAUCUGUGUUUCUCGAUGCCCAUAAGUAUGGAAACGUCAGCAUUCUAGCAUCUUUUGAAGAAGAGGUCGAUAUCCCUACCGAUAUGGAGCCCGCCGCACCUCGUGCUGCAGUAGUGCUGUGCUCUGUGGGCAAGGGAAAGGCAUUGCUCACCUCGCCACACCCGGAGUUUAAUCCGAGCUCGAUGUGUGCCGCGCAGGAUGGACUGGCCCCCGGACUUCUUGCGAAACUGAGAGAGCAUGAGCUAUCGCGGGCGCAUUUCAUGCGGUAUAUCUUAACAGAGGCAGGGUUGGAUUGCAAUGAGGCCAUUACACGUCUACCUCCCAGUCUGACUCCGCUGCUGCUUUGUUCGCCGUCACGUCCUGAACUGGUGUCCAGAUUCGUGGAAGGUUUCAAGGAGUCUUCUAAGCCCCUAGCCACCUAUCAUAUACUGGAGGACAACUCUGACAAGUUUGCUUUGCACGAGGGCUUUGAGAGAUAUUCUUGUGCAGAAGGUUUUCUACAGGACCACGAUCCCGAGACUGCUACAAAACAGCUGGUUCUUGGGGCGCACGGCCAGGUACUUCCCCCACGCUCUUUGACCCCAAACUUCGAUAUGGAGAGGUAUUUUGCCAGUUUGGAAAAGGAUACAGGUAUUGGCUCUGUGCUCCUCUAUGGUGAUGUGGUAACCUCGACCAGCGUUCUAUUGGAUUCCAAUAAAAAGCUCCUUGGUCUCCUGCCUGAAAAUUCAGUAUUGCAUGUUGGCUCAUUGCAGCUUUCAGGACGAGGGCGCGGGAGCAAUUCUUGGGUAAAUCCGAGAGGAGUUUCCGCUUCCACUACCUGUAUCUCCUUGCCAUUAGUUUCUCCUAUAACAGGCAAACAUAUUUCGAUUGUUUUUGUCCAGUACCUGGCUAUUCUGGCAUAUUGUGAGGCCAUCUUAUCCUAUGGAUCGGGCUUUGAAGAUAUUCCAAUUAGGAUUAAGUGGCCCAACGAUAUGUAUGUUUUGAAGCCUCACUACUAUUAUCAAAAUAAACUCAGGUUGCUGGGUGGGGGGGUAAAUGCGAAACUACCCGUGCCAGCAGACGCAGAAGAAUCGUACGCUAAAAUAUCAGGAUUGUUGGUAAAUAGCAACCUGAUGAAUAAUAAGUAUUCUCUGCUACUGGGCUGUGGUUUAAAUGUCUCUAAUGAACUACCAACUGUAUCGUUAAAGUCAUGGGUUGAUAUUUUAAACGUCGAAAGGAAGAACAUGGGGUUGAACUUAUUGCCUGAAUUAAGUGCGGAAGAAUUACUGGCGAAAUAUAUGAAUAAGUUGGAUAUUAUUCUCAAAGACUUUGUGAAUCACGGUCCUCAUGUCAUACUACCAAGGUAUUAUAAACUGUGGAUGCACUCUGGCCAGGUUAUAACCUUAACGGAGCAUAAUUGCAGAGCGAAAAUUAGCGGAAUCACGCCUGAUUAUGGGCUGUUAAUAGCCAAUGAACUAAAACAGAAUUCCAAUGAUGAAUAUACCGGAAAAGUGUAUCACUUGCAGCCCGAUGGGAACACUUUUGAUAUAUUCCGCGGUCUGCUGUCGCGUAGAGCAGGAUAG